UAUGAGGGCAGCGACCUUGACCCCAUCCAGGAUUCAUGUCCAGUGUCGUACCGGAUUCCGCAGGUCUCUGAAAAAUACCACUUAUUCCUCUUAAAGAGCUCGGAAAGGGGAGGUGGGGGAGAUCCGAGAUGUUGCGGAGCGAGUGGAGGAGGAGGGAAAGAGAUAAGUGAUCUAAAGGAGACACGAUAGGACAAAAAAGUGAUGAUGAUGAUGGUGAUGAUGAUGAAUACAUUGGAAAGUUUUUUGGCCCUGACGAGGGUGUCAGAUUGAAUGGCCUGUGCGCAUGUGCGAAGGUGUCCAAACUGACAAUGCUCGUGAGAUGAAGAUAGCGCUGCUGCUGCUUCUGAGCUCAAGGAGGACGCGAGGAAUCUACAAGCCGACAAGAUGAGAUCGAAGGCGAGGGCGAGAAAACUGGCCAAAAAUGACAGUGAGGCAGUAGACCGCAUGUACGACACAGAGCCCAAUCUCGUGACUGGUGAGAGUGCGGAAGAGGAGACAGAAGACAGCAUCAUGUCGCCCAUUGCAGUGGGGCCCACGUCCCCUCAGCCCUGCAAUGAGGACUUCAAUCCUAAAGAGGGUUCACCUUACGAGGUGCCCGUCUACAUUCCUGACGAUAUUCCCAUCCCGUCUGACCUGGAGCUCCGUGAAUCAUCCGUUCCAGGGGCUGGUCUCGGGAUCUGGGCCAAAACCACAAUUCGGAUGGGAGAACGCUUUGGACCAUACAACGGACUGCAGAGCGCCACAGUUAAAGAGACCACUUAUGGAUGGGAGCAAAUGCUGAAUGAUCAUGAAACGUCAUCUCAAGACAGCUGUAUUAAAAAGCAUUCACUGGACCAGGGCCUCGGAUGGAGUGUGAAAAAUAAAGGGCAAAAUGUGUGUGUGAGGGGUAUGAGGGGCAGAAAGGGAGCAAGCGAGAGAGAUUGUGAAAGAGAAAGAUCAGUGAUUGAGGAUGGAAUGAUCUAUUGUGGACAGAAGCUUGUCUGUGACGGCACAGCUCCUCUCGGCUGUGCUGGAAUUCGAGUGGGAGAGAGUGAAGAGAUGGAGAGCCAAUAG
Messenger RNA from Myxocyprinus asiaticus (Chinese sucker), 1053 nucleotides. RefSeq names its product histone-lysine N-methyltransferase PRDM16-like. The transcript has 4 exons. Lineage: Eukaryota; Metazoa; Chordata; Actinopteri; Cypriniformes; Catostomidae. The record is from RefSeq and is a predicted model, not a curated record. The coding region runs from base 385 to 1053 and encodes 222 amino acids.